Messenger RNA from Plasmodium vivax (malaria parasite P. vivax), 1596 nucleotides. RefSeq lists its product as hypothetical. The coding region runs from base 1 to 1164 and encodes 387 amino acids. The transcript is spliced from 8 exons. Lineage: Eukaryota; Apicomplexa; Aconoidasida; Haemosporida; Plasmodiidae. The record is from RefSeq and is a predicted model, not a curated record.
AUGUCAACUGCUAACCACUUCCAGAACUACGUAACGCAUACCCUUGGGGAGGGUGUCACUGAGGAAAGCACCCCCACUGUGCGGGUUAAUGCCAGCCCAAUUCCUGCGCACGGCAUGAAAGCAGACUCUCAGUUUAAAACACUGAUUGAGCACCUGCACAUCCUCAAGUUCAAGCUGGAAAAGGAGAAAAAAAUGCACAAGCGGAAAAAGAAGGGUCUACCAAAGGGGGAGGGGGCGCGCCAGGAAGACAAAACAAACGCGAAAGGGGCACAUAGUAGGGUCCAAUUCGAAAGUGGCAAUCCGCAGAAGAGGGAGGAACGGACCAGUAGCACGUUAAUGAGGAGGGACGAUGGCCUUGCCGCGGAUGACCCGGAUGCCCCAGAUGACCCAGCUGACCCAGCUGACCCAGAGGGGGAAAGUUCGUGCCCCAUUCCGCAGCUAAUCCAGACCAUCGAAAUUUACAAACACAGAAAUGCAGAACAGCAACGCGAAAAAGUCCUCCUGAUUGAGAAAUACGAACGUGUCCUGAGGAAAAUCAGAAAAAGGCACAUCCACCAAAUUGGACAAAUUAAAAAUAACGUCCUCCUCGAUGUUGAUUUUUUAAUUCAAAAGUACAGGAAUGUAUCCCUUGAACUGCUGCAAAUUGGUCGGAAGAAGGAGAAGGAGAAAAGGGAGGAGAACAGGAAGAUGACCGAAAUGUGCGUAGCCGCUUGCAGGAGGUUUGAAGCGGAUGUGAAGGAGAGCGCGAAGACCGCCAUGCAGGCACAACAGGCCGAAGUGGCCAAAGCAAUCGGUGACGCCAAGAAGGAAAACGCAGCCUUGAAGAAAAAAAUAUCAGAGCUGAAGAACCAAAUGGAAGAGGACAAACGUAAGGCGGGGAGCAUCGAAGUGAAGGCGCUGCAGAAUCGACUAAGGGAACAGUGCACAGUGAAUGAUGAGCUGAGAAGCGCCAUUUCGCGAGAGAGGAAAGAACACGAGAUGAGUCUUAUGGACCUGUACUCGAAGGUCGAUUUGCAAAUAAAAACUUACGAGGAAAACAUCGUGAAGGUAUUCCACGACAUCCUUCUGCGGAACAAAAUCAACAUGGGGGUGGACGAGUUGUCUCGCUGCAUCCAAGUGACGAUGGACGCGCACUACGGGCAGGGCAAACUCCCCGCCGACUGAUACGCGCUGAUCAGGGGGCGCCAGCAAGUUACGCCUCACCAUGCAAGCAGAUACAGACGUAUGGAUAUAUGCCAUGGGUAUGUAGUAUGCACGUGUGUAUAUGUAGUGUGCAUUUGUAGUGUGCAUUUGUAGUGUGCCGAGUGGCGGUCCCCCUUUUUUGUUUUCCCCUGCGGUGUGCCACGGGGACUGGAGCGAAGCAAAACUGAGCAGUUUGCAAAAAUGGGAAAAUGUUGCAACGCGCGUCGCCCCAGUUCGGCUACCCCCCACAAUGCACACACAAACACAUAUACAUAUGUAUAUAUAUAUAUGACCAAAAAUAGGCGUGGGUGGGGUCGGCACCGAAAUGGGCGACGCGGUAUGACUUCCCCCACCUCCAGCGAAGGGCCCCUCAAACUGGUAACGCUUCUCCGCCUGCUCCUCUACUUCUCCUAC